Molecule: messenger RNA, 1263 nt
Organism: Linum tenue
Lineage: Eukaryota; Viridiplantae; Streptophyta; Magnoliopsida; Malpighiales; Linaceae
Source: the annotation of a GenBank genome assembly
AUGCUUUAUUCCUUCCGGCCAUGGUACACAGCCGCAGUAAAAGGAGACAGCAUCAGCGCCAACUACUUCAUCGUAACAGCAAUCCUUCUGGUGCUAUCGACGGGGCUCCUCCUUUCCCACUUCCUCAGAAGAAAGCAGGCCCCACUGCCUCCCGGCCCAACAGGGUUGCCGCUGAUGGGUUACCUCCCCUUCCUUGGGCCUCACCUCCACCGCGAGUUCACCGCUCUCGCCGCCACCUACGGCCCAAUCUACUCGCUGCGGCUUGGGACGAAGCUCUGCGCGGUGGUCAGCUCCCCUUCCCUAGCGAAAGAGAUCGUUAGGGACAUGGACGCCGUUUUCUCCGACCGGGACCCGCCCAUCUCGGCCCUGGUGCUAAUGUACGGCGGCCAUGACGUGGCAUUCUCAAACUACGGCCCGGUCUGGAAGAAGCUCCCCAAGGUCUUUGUGAGAGAGAUGUACGGUGUGGCCAGUCGGGAGGAAUGCUAUGGACUAAGGAAGCACCAGGUAAGAAACUCCGUCAAAGAGGUGUACAAGAGAUGUUCUGGUGCGGCGUUGGACUUCGGCGAAAUAGCCUUCAAAACGACGGCGAACGCCAUUCUCAGCAUGUUGUGGGGAGGAGUGGCAGGGAACCACGAGGGCUUUUACGGUGAGCUUAGAGAGUUGGAAUCGGAGAUGCUGAUGCUGAUGGGUGCGCCGAAUGUGUCGGACUUUAUUCCGGCACUGGCCAGAUUUGAUUUGCAGGGUAUUGAGAAGAAGUCCAAGAGGUUGUUGAGCAAGUUCGACGAGAUCCUGAGCUCGGCGAUAGAGGAGCGGUUGAGAGCCGUCGAAAAGAGCGCCGGCACGGUGAGGAAGGACUUCUUGCAAGUGUUGUUGGAUUUGAAUCGCGGCGGUGGCGAAACAUAUAUCUCUACCAAUCAAGUCAAAGCUCUACUGAUGGAUUUUAUGGUGGGUGGCACAGACACAACGUCGACCAUGAUGGAGUGGACGAUGGCACAACUAGUUAAAAAUCCAGAUGCAAUGGCAAAAGUCUACCAAGAACUGAAUGAAGUUGUCGGACGAUCUGGGAGGAGGGUAUGCCCUGCACAACGUCUUGCAGUGAACACGAUAAAAUACGAGCUGGCUACGCUCUUGCAUUCGUUCGACUGGAAGUUGCCGCUAGAGACGGAGCUGGAAUUGUCGGACAAAUUUGGCUUUGUGAUCAAGAAGAUGAACCCUUUGGUCCUCGUUCCUACUCCCAGGCUUUCGAAUUUAGAGCUGUACUAA